Messenger RNA from Colletotrichum karsti, 504 nucleotides. RefSeq lists its product as uncharacterized. Lineage: Eukaryota; Fungi; Ascomycota; Sordariomycetes; Glomerellales; Glomerellaceae. The coding region runs from base 1 to 504 and encodes 167 amino acids. The transcript has a single exon. The record is from RefSeq and is a predicted model, not a curated record.
AUGCAGUGGACCGCCAUUCAGGAACUCCUCGGAGAAAUCUCCUUCACCGUCGUCAUCCUCGGCAUCCUAGCCUAUUUUCAAGUCAUCCCAGUCCUCCCCACCACCUUCCCCGACAUCCCUCACCUCUCUUACAUCCUGCCCCCGGCCACCCUCCUCGCCGCCUACCUCCUCUGGCUCCGUUUCUCGUUCGACGAGCGUCCGGAAAGCCUGACGGGGUACAUCACGCUCUCCCGCGCCUUCAUCGUCAACGUUUCGAUACUCAUGUGGGCGAUCAUGCUUCUGCCGCCUCUGAUAGUGUGCUUGUUCUCGGGGGCAGGUCUCGCGUUCGCGGUUUGCAUCCCUGUGCUGCUAUGUGUGGCGGUUUGGCGUGCUGUUUGCGGCAGUCCUCAGCCUGAGCCUGAGUACGAGGAGGGUUGGAGGGACGAGGUUGAUAGGGACUUUCAGAGGCAGCCUUUCUUUUGGCAGGAUAGAGACAUCCUGCGGCCUCGGUUUAUGAGGCUGUGA